GUUCAGUAACCAAUGGUUUUGUGACAGUUUAGUUCUAUUCAGCUUUAUACUGAGAAGCCUUUCCCCUUUGAGUGAUGCAGUCUUCAUGGAAGCUGCUUUUUAUUCUAGAGAUUUGUCUAGCUGCCAUUUCGAACUGCAGUGCCAAAAGUGUUAAUGUUGAGGCUCCUUCCUCAGCUCCUCACACUCACAGCGUUGACUUUCCAUUCAAAUAUGACUCUGGCUGGCUUGGCUGGAAGGCCAAGCACACCAAAUCUUACGAGAGUGACAUACACGAACUGGAAAAGUAUGUGACCUGGGUCUCUAACUCAGCACUGAUCGAUGCCCACAAUGCCCUACGCUCUAGUUUUGGAUACACACUCGCCAUGAAUCAAUUUGGGGACUUGACUUCAUCAGAUUACUACUAUGGGACAAAGUGCCUCUAUCAAUAUAAUUAUGGUGGUUCACAGAACAGCUCUGCGACUGAGGCUGAUCAGGAUAACUUGUUCAAUAUGAAACUCUUUGAAUGGCCAAAAGGUUUAAGUUCCUCGUCUCUCCCGAGUGAAGUUGACUGGAGGACAAUGGGUGCAGUUGGAGAUGUGAAAGAUCAGGGUCGUUGCAAGUCCUGCUAUGCCUUUAGUGUGACCGGAGCUAUUGAAGGAAUGGAGGCACUGGCUAGUGGGAAGUUUGUCUCUCUCAGUGAGCAGAAUAUCAUUGACUGUUCAGUUAUUUAUGGAAACAUGGGCUGUAGUGGUGGCAGUCGGGAAAUAUCAUUUCUGUAUGUCAUUGAUAAAAAUGGAAUCAACACCGAACAGAGUUAUCCCUACAUUGAGUCGCAAUACUUGUGCUAUUUUAAAGAGUCUGCUAUUGGAGGAAGAGCAACAGGCAUGGUCCGUAUUGCAUCAAAGAGUGAAACUGAUCUAAUGGCUGCUGUAGCAAUAUCAGGACCAGUUACUGUAGGAGUUGACCACAUGCACUCAUCAUUUCAAUUUUACAGCAGUGGCAUUUUUGAUGAGCCUUCCUGUUCUUCUACAUCACUCACUCAUGCAAUGGUCAUAGUUGGAUAUGGUUCUUAUAAUGGUAAGGAUUACUGGCUAGUAAAGAACAGUUGGGGGGCUAACUGGGGAAUGAGUGGUUACAUAAUGAUGGUAAGGGGAAAGUACAAUCAGUGUGGUAUUGCUACAAGAGCAAUCUAUCCAUCAAAAUAGUGUGUGAUUAUUAUUCUAUUGCAGUAGCAGUAGCAACAGAAUAGGCUCGUGCAUAAUAGAAAUAUUCAUCAUCAUUAUAAUUAUUAAAUGCAGUUGUAUUUAGAAUUUUAUUUUAUUUCAGUGACGUCUUUGUUUUGUUUCUGUAAUAAUAUAGUCCUGCAAAAUAAAUUUUACAAUACUGGUA
Amphimedon queenslandica is the source of this 1368-nucleotide messenger RNA. RefSeq names its product cathepsin L1-like. The record is from RefSeq and is a predicted model, not a curated record. Gene Ontology annotation, molecular function: cysteine-type peptidase activity. Gene Ontology annotation, biological process: proteolysis. The transcript has 7 exons. NCBI's taxonomy places the organism in Eukaryota, Metazoa, Porifera, Demospongiae, Haplosclerida, Niphatidae. The coding region runs from base 75 to 1184 and encodes 369 amino acids.